AUCAAAAAUUGUUAAAAGACAAGGAUGAAGAUUCUGAAAGCCAUAAUGAGGUUAAUAUUGAUAUUCAAUUGGAAGAUGAAUUAGAUGAGCUCUAUGAACAGUAUGUAGAGCGCAAGGCAGAACGUGAUGUAAAAUAUAGAGUGAGAAAAAUGCGAAAAGAAUAUGAAGAUUGGAAUGAUAUUCAAAAAUCUGAAAGUAGCGAUGAUAGGAAAUCCGAUAAUAAUGAAGAAGAUUCUGAUUCGUAUCCGAAAGAUGAAACGAAGAUGGAUGUCUCUGAUGUUAAAGAUGCCAUAACUAAGUCUAAUGGACAUUCUUUAAAACGUAAAGCUGUUGAUGUUAUUCCUAGAGACAAAGAUAGCGAUGAAGAAAUGUGGGAUGUUAAUGAAGUUGACGAAGACGAGAAAAAAAUGAUUAGAGCAAAAGAAAUUGGUUUGAUCACCGCAGAAGCAGUAACUUUAGCGCACCAACUAGUGAAUCGACAGAAGACAAAAUAUGACCUUAUAGAUGAACGUCGAUACACAUAUAAUGAUAGGGAAGGAUUACCUGGAUGGUUUUUAGAUGACGAAAAGCAACACACCAAAUUGAAUGUGCCAGCAAUUAAAGAGCAUUCUAGUAAUCAAUUAGAUGCAUUUAAUAUUAUUAUGGAGCGGUCUACACAAUGUUCUCUUCCUCCACUAAAAUCUAGCAAUUCUAAACAUAAUAAAUUAUAUAAUGAUAUUCUUAGCAAACUAAAAGAUAAAGAUUGUAGAUGGUUAGAUGGAAAAGAAAUUACUAUAGGUAAACAAUUUAUGACUCAAAUACUAGAUGUUGAGCAAACAAAAAAAAAAAUUGGUAAAAAAGACAAAAAAACCGCCAAAGGUUCGGCGUUUGGACAAGUUGCCAAAGAACAAGGAUAUCGUGUCCAGUCACGAUGUUUGAUAGAUUUAUGUGCUGCACCUGGAGGUUGGUUACAAGUUGCGAAAAAAUAUAUGCCUGUAUCAAGUUUAAUUAUUGGUAUUGAUCUUGUACCUAUUAAUCCAAUUUCAAAUAUUAUAACCUUACAAGAAGAUAUUACUACUGAUAAAUGUCGUUCCGCAAUUCGAAAUGAAUUAAAAACCUGGAAAGCUGAUGUAGUGCGUCAUGAUGGUGCUCCAAAUAUGGGUAUUUCUUGGUUACAAGACGCUUUCUCUCAAGCUGAAUUGACGUUAAAAGCGCUGAAAUUGGCUGUAGAGGCUACAAAACCGGCUUCAUCGAGAAAACGACAAAGAGAAGGUUACGAAGAUGGAAAUUACACUUUAUAUAAAGAAAUUUCUGUCUUAGAUUUCAUUAAUUCCGGUGAUCCUAUUCAAAUUCUUGGUGAUCUUGAUAAGCUCACUAAAGAGAAACAAACUCAAUUAAAACGACUUCGUCGAAAAGCUAAUGAAAAACGACAGAAAAAUGUUGUUCGAAUGCAGUUAAAGAUGAUGCCCCCCACCGACAUUGCAUUGGAAAGUUCAGGGCCUGAUGGUGGUGAUCCAUUAUUCGAUUUAAAACAAGUUGAUAAAACUGGGGUGUUGAGAAAAAUACGCAAAGGAAAUAUGGACGUGAUUCUUGAACAAGACACCGAUGAUCAAAAAUUGUUAAAAGACAAGGAUGAGGAUUCUGAAAGCCAUAAUGAGGAUAAUAUUGAUAUUCAAUUGGAAGAUGAAUUAGAUGAGCUCUAUGAACAGUAUGUAGAGCGCAAGGCAGAACGUGAUGUAAAAUAUAGAGUGAGAAAAAUGCGAAAAGAAUAUGAAGAUUGGAAUGAUAUUCAAAAAUCUGAAAGUAGCGAUGAUAGGAAAUCCGAUAAUAAUGAAGAAGAUUCUGAUUCGUAUCCGAAAGAUGAAACGAAGAUGGAUGUCUCUGAUGUUAAAGAUGCCAUAACUAAGUCUAAUGGACAUUCUUUAAAACGUAAAGCUGUUGAUGUUAGUAAUCCUGGAGUAUCAGCCGCAUUCAUAAUUGGAGAAGACGCAAAUGAUGAUAUUAAAAUAGUUCCUAGAGACAAAGAUAGCGAUGAAGAAAUGUGA
This is a messenger RNA of Dentiscutata heterogama, 2024 nucleotides long. NCBI's taxonomy places the organism in Eukaryota, Fungi, Glomeromycota, Glomeromycetes, Diversisporales, Gigasporaceae. The record is from the annotation of a GenBank genome assembly.